Molecule: messenger RNA, 6446 nt
Organism: Lingula anatina
Lineage: Eukaryota; Metazoa; Brachiopoda; Lingulata; Lingulida; Lingulidae
Molecular function (GO): PDZ domain binding; protein kinase regulator activity
Source: RefSeq, a predicted model, not a curated record
AUGCGCACAAAAACAUGCGCAGUGAUAAGAAGUAAGGAAGUGAAGGUUGUCACCCUGCUGAAUGAUACACUCGUGGCUGAAUGAGAAGUCUAGGGAACCGAUGUGGCAGGGUUACCUUAAAAAUACCAGAAUGCUUUCUGCUUUUUCAGUUUCUUAGACAGUUAUUUUAUAUUUAGAAUGAAAUGGACUAAAGAAUAUUGAAAUGUAGAUAAUAAUGUGUUCUUGGCCCUGAACUCUUGUACAACACCUCAAUAUGGCAGCCUCGCAGCUUGUGCUGGGAAGGCAGUUACUGUUUGAACAGGUGGAGAAGGGAGAUGGGGAUGCUGUUGCUCAUCUGCUCCUCAACACAGGGAUCGUUGUUGAUGACAGGGAUGACAACAACCAGACCCCCCUCAUGGUUGCCUGCCAACAGGGUCAUGUGACUAUUGCCACGAUGUUGUUAGAUAGUGGUGCAGACGUUAAUGCCGUGGAUGAUGAUAAUUGGAGUCCCUUGCUGAACGCAGCCAAGGAGGGUCAUACAGAAAUUGUCAAGGUACUCUUGGAGCAUGAGGCACACAUCUCACACAGGGAUAUGGGAGGCUGGACUGCCCUGAUGUGGGCUUGCUACAAAGGACGAACUGAAAUCGCCAAUAUCUUACUAGAGCAUGGAGCCAAUCCCAAUGUGAAGGCUGAGCACACCAUGACCUGUCUUAUAUGGGCCUCGGGAAGAGGGCACGUAGAAAUUGUCAAACUACUCCUGAGUGCAGGAGCCAAAGUGAACACAGCAGACAAGUAUGGCACAACCCCUCUUAUUUGGGCGUGCAGACGAGGCUGUCUGGAGAUAGUGGAGGAACUACUACUGGCUGACGCUAAUGUGGACGUGGCAGGAAUGAAUGCCUGGACUGCCUUACUUGUUGCUGUUAAGGGAGGGUUUGUGGAUAUAGUGUCAGCACUGCUUAACCAUGAGAUAGUGCCCAAUGUAAACUGUGUCGACAAGGAUGGCCUCACUCCAUUGUCCAUAGCCGCCAAAGAUGGCUACUUUCAGAUAGUGAAGGAGUUGCUACAGCAUGGCGCUUAUGUCAACAUUGUGGACAAGUCUGGUGACAGUGUUUUGAUCAGAGCUACCAAGAGUGGGCAUCUAGAAAUAGUCCAGGCUUUACUGAAGAAGCAUGCUGAUAUUGACGUGCAGGGAGAGGACAACAAAACUGCAUUAUAUUUUGCUGUAGAGAAAGGUCAUGUGGAAAUUGCUAGGGCCAUUCUGGAACACAAACCUGACAAAGAGCUGGCCACGAAAGACGGCACCACCCCCCUGCUGAAGGCAGUGAAGAACAGAAAUUAUGAGAUGGUGAAUCUGCUGUUAAAUAAAGGUGCUAAAGUCUCUGCAACUAACAAGAAAGGGGACAAUGCGUUGCAUAUUGCCCUACGUGUUAGGAGUCGCAGAAUAACGGAACUGUUGUUACGUAACCCUAAAGAGAGCCGUCUGCUGUACAGAACUAACAAAGUUGGAGAGACUCCAUACAUGAUAGAUGGCAACCAGCCCAAGAGUAUUCUGACAUCAAUACUGGGAAGGAGAAACCUGAACCAGACGGAAAGAGAUGAGAACUUUGACCUAUACAGCAGUGCUCUGGCUGACUGUCUCAGUGAGCCCACCCUGCACACACCCAUCACUGUGGGCCUCUUUGCUAAGUGGGGCAGUGGAAAGUCUAUACUUCUGGAGAGACUACAGGAUGAGUUAGUUCAGUUUGCCCACCGUACCUCCGACCUUGUGGUGGAGUUUUCUUUUGGUUUGUUCUUCCUGGUCUUCAUAGUGAGCAGUCUGAUAGGUCUGACCUUUGGUCUGCCUUUGAGACGCUGGGAGAUUGGAGUCGGGAUUGGAGUCGGGUUGUUUGUAAUGCAGUAUGCAUUUUUGGGCAUUGUGUGGGUUGGUUGUAAGAGGAAACAAUGGAGGUGGGCACUUCACAUUAGUAGUCUGCUCGAGAAGAAACUCAGCUUCCUCUUUCUCCUCGUCAAAAUGGUCUUCUGUAACCCACCCAAAAACAUAGACCCUAAUCAGAUGCCUGGAAUAAGGUUCAUGUUCAGUGACUACAUGAAGCUGACCAGUGUGGGGGCAGAGAAAUCAAUUGCCAUGAUGGUGGCCUCCCUUUGUGAAGCUAUGGAGGAAGAGUACGGAAUGCUCAUCACAAGACUUUACAGAGUUUUCAAACCUAAGGGUCACACAUACGGCCGUUUCAAAUCCGUUUGCUGCAUCCCAAAUUUCCUUAUUGCUGCACUUGUCUUCACAUGUCUCAUUGUGGGGGUUGUGUUGGUAAGCAUACACGGAAUAAGUGCUAAACUCCAUGACAACUUAACCAUCAACGCCAUCUUGAUCACCAUAGUGUGCAUUGUUGGGGUUGUCUUGAUUGCAAACAUCGUCACCUGGUGGCAGAUAAUAACGUCACUUCUAAUCUCCCAACACAAAAGAACUCUGAAGACCGCCGACAGCUUCGAUUCUCUGAAACUGGAGGGAAUGCUCCAGAUGUUAAAAUCUGAGGUGAAAUUGAUGUCCAAAAUCGUCAACUGUCAUGAUGCUUUCAUGGGAAACAAGACCAGGUUGGUGGUGAUUGUGGACGGUCUUGACAGCUGCGAGCAAGAUAAGGUUUUGCAAGUCUUCGAUACUGUGAACAACCUGUUCUCGGACCAAGACUCGCCGUUUAUACUCAUUUUGGCUGUGGACCCCCAUGUCAUCAUCAAGGGCAUCGAGACCAACCUCAACCUGGUGUUUCACGACUCCAAUAUCACGGGAAAUGACUAUCUGCGAAACAUGGUCCACUUGCCCUUCUACCUCCAAAGUCAGGGAAUACUGCCGAAGGCUAGCAAGAAUUUAGAGAAUGGGAGUGUUAGUGAAUUCAGCUCAAAUAAUGAUGUGCGAUUUAGGACCAGUUCAGUAUCCAGUCAGCACCGGGUGUUUCUAGACGUUCCUGGAAGACAGGACUCCAGCUUCUCUCAGUUGUCAGUUCCCAUGCACUCCAAGACCUCAGAACGCAGGCGGGCCUAUUCUAUGUCUGGCAAUGUGUUCUCAUCUGUGGGGAGUGUCGGUGGGGGCGGGGCAAUGUCACGGCAGGGGUCCACACUAGACCUUGCCAGACCUACCAUUUCGGGGGACUACUUCAGCGAUAUCAACCCACGCAGUAUGAGAAGACUGGUGAAUAUUGUCGCAAUAACAGGUCGCCUUCUGCGUGCCUACAAUAUAGAUUUUUGUUGGUAUCGCCUCUCUCACUGGGUUAAUCUGACGGAGCAGUGGCCAUAUAGGACCUCCUGGAUACUGUGGUACUUUGAACAGCAGGAGAAAACUGCCCCGCUGGAUGACAAAGUCACUCUGAAGGAUAUAUAUGACAAGAUCACACCUUUCCUACCGCCAAAGGAGCUCCAUCCUUUGAUAGAAAUUGACCGCAACCCUCAGAAGUUGGAAGUGUUCCUUGCAAGCUUCACUCCGCAGCUGACCGUUGGCGACAUCAGAAGACUACUGCCUUGUAGCAUUAGUAUAGACCCCUACCUCAGGAAGCUGAUCAAAGAGUUCAAAGAACAACAAGACAACAUCCAGACGGUCAACAUGGACUAUUCAGUUCCUUUUCGACCACUGGCAACUGCAUGUUCAACACCCCAGCUAUUGUCUUCCUCCGACCCUCGAGCUACACAAAUAGGGCAGCUCCGUAAACGUAACAGAGCUGCCACAGUGGACCCUGGCAGCCAAGUAUCCCCAGGGCCCUAUGGGUACCCAGUGAUGCCUUAUGGGUACCCUAGUCCCUUUGGCCCCAUGCCAGCCAUGCCUUAUGGCAUGCCUGUGCAGUAUGGGAACAUUACCCCAUGGCAAAGCACAUCCAAAAGGACCCAUACAAAAGUACCUCAAGGGAUCAAAUUAGCAGCAUUAACAGUGGAGGGUGUGUGUUUGUUAUUGGAAAAAAUAGAGGGAUUGAAUGCAACAGCACUUCCAGAAUACCAGGACAGAAUUAGAGGAAACAACAUCACUGGUAUAGUCCUCAUCAACUGUGAUCUAGAUGAGCUAAAACUGGUCAUGGGAAUGACUUUCGGUGACUGGCAGCUGUUUAGGGCAGCCAUCAUGGCAAUGCGUGACCAAGAAAUGUACUCUUCAGAUGAAAAUGAGGGUGGAGCUGAGGAGCAACUGCAGACACAGUACAGAGGAGAUGUGACGGACACGGGGCCAACAAAAGAGCAUGCAAAGCUUCUCCACCAGAAACUUCAGAAAGUGAAGUAUGACUUGGACAACAACCCAGGAAGUCACCUGACAGCGCCACUUCCAUCCAUCUUGGUUGAUCAGGCCAGCAGUGUAGACAGUUUACCCAGGAGUAGCACAGAACUAAGUCCAAGGGCCCUCAGCCCUACCAGAGACUUCCCUUCUCAUCAAGGAAAACUGGAAUCUGUUGGGGAAGAACCAAACGAAGAGGAGGAGGAAGAAAUGUCCAAGACCCCAUCUGCCUCUUCACGCCCCAUCCUGGCAGAGACUCGGCAGGAUUCAGUGACAUCAAAUAGCAUCAGUCCCCCGAGUGGCAUGCGUAAGAACGACAGCCUCCUACAACAGUUGGUGAGGGAGAAUCAGAUGCUGAGGAACAUGAUGGAUGAAAUUACUGAGGGAGAUGCUGCAGAGACAGAGUGGAUCCAACAAGAUGGUCUCCUCGAUCCCAUCCUUGAGACUGAAUUGCCGCCCCAGCGUGGGCGUUCAGCAUCCCGAGGCUCUACUGAUUACAGCAUGGUGAGUUUUGAUGCUCGUCGUCAUAGUGAUACCAGUGAUGCUGUCCUAGCUCUUCCUCCACAACGUAUGGUGACGUUUGCCAGCAGGGACGAGGUGCACCAACUGAGCAAAGACAAUUCUUUAGAAAUGACCAGUAGUAUAUCAAAAACAGAUGGCAAUAGCAGUAGUAGAUGGAAUGGCAGCCCAGAAGUAGAAAUGGGUAAAACGGAAGUUACCGUUGGAAAAUCAACUUUCUUUAGAACCUUGUCUGAUGAUCCUGCUGAUUCUGAAUCGUCUUCAUCAGCACUGGCUUGUCAUGACAAUAUGGUCAUUACUACCACCACCCUUGGCGAACAAUCCGUAGAAACAUCCAAAACAUCCCAGCAGCAACCUGUAAUGGAUGAUGAACGGGUGUUCAUUGAGACAGAGGCUGUGGAGAAAAGACAACCGAAGAAAACAUACAAGAAGAAAAUGCGUGCUGUAACCAUCGAAUCACCAUUGCUGCGCCAGAAAACUUUUGAUGACAGUGAUGACGACUGGGAGCCCGAAUGGGACUCCAUGGAUUUUGCCAGCAGAGACUACACCCCAAAAAAGAAAAAGCCUAGAAAGCUUCGCAAAGGAAACUCCUCAACACCCGUGAGAGCAAGCUCAAGCAUUGAGAAGUUGACCAGCAAAAUCACUGCAGCUGUGUCAGGCCACAGGCAUCACCAUGCACAGGUGGAGGAAGAUGACUCAGCAGAAUUGGCCGCUGGCCAAACCAGGAAGAAGAAGCUGAAGAAGAUCAGAGCCUCCCAGGAUAACAGGGGAGAGUAUGUCACUGUGAAAGAUGGAAGCCUCUCCUCUAGUUGUUCCAGCACUCCAACAACAGAUGGCCCAAAACAUUUAGAUGCUUUGCAACUGUCUGAUGGCUCGGAUGUUGCUCUCUCUCCUGGUUUGGAAUCUCUGGGCCUUUCUCAGAUUGAUGUGGGCAAUGGUGGAGAGGGCUCUCCUACUGAUGUGGCCUCAUUAAAGAUUGGGUUGGCAUCACAGCCAAUUGUUAUUGAAAACUGUCAUGGCGAAAGGGGCAGCAGUAAUACUUUGAUCGAUCUAAAACAAGCGAUUGGUGAAAAUGACUGUUAUGUACAAGUGGAAGAUGAAAAGGAGGUUGUAGACAGAGAGACGAAUGUGUAGAAAAGCAAUGCUCUGGAGAAAAGUAUUUUUUAAUGUUAAAGAAAUAAUAAUGAAUAAUGCAUCCAUUGACAACUGAAUCUAGAUGUAAUAACGAUAAUGAUGUUAAUAUUAACAUUGGGUAUAUUAAAAGAAUAUGCAGUAAUUUUCAUAAUUAUUUAACCUUAAUGAUUUUAUUCCCGAUCCUAACUUUUGAGAUUAAUUGUGAUAAAUUUGAGACACUAUACAUAAGGUACUAACAUAUUUUGUCUCCAGGUAUUUUCUGUUGUAAUAAACUUUUCUUCAAAAUGUACUAGCUAGAAUGUGAAGAGGAAUGUUUCCGUGAAUAGUGAGUCUAUAAAUCCCUGAGAUGACCUCACCCAAAGUCAAUAUUUGUAUAUUAUUAUCAAAACUCCAUGUUUUUUAAUUCGGCAUAUAUCUGUAUAACAAGGGUGUUUGAAAAAUAUAAGUAAUAAUGAUAUCAGCUAAUGAUACAAUAAAAACUGAAUGAAUCCAUUUGUUUGAAUAUAUAUUGUUUGAAUAUUAUAUAUUGUGUGCAUGCACCACCCCACCAAGGGGGGCAUGGAAAAAUAAU